AGGCUUUUCCCGCAUGUUAUGAUCAGUGCGGAAGGCAAUCGCGAAGGAGGGAAAUAAACGCCGUUAGCGCGCAUGGGAGUGCGGAAUCUGCGGUAAAAGCUGGGAGACGUGCUCCUUCUACUGAAAGUGGAUUUACACUUAAAGUUACCAGAAGAUAAUUCUCCGAAAUACAGCCAUCUUCCCCAUCACGGACUCUGCAAAUAUUAUGGCAAAAAAAUACUGGUACUGUACAGUAAUACCUGUGUUUGCGCAGUGGUUAGUGCCGAAAUAUCCGCUCGUCUUGGUAUUCGACAGGUCCGAUAGCGACCCCUGUGUUGUCAUACGGUAGCGCGCGAUACCCCCGCAAGCCUCAGGCAUUUUUAGUGCAGAUUUCGGCAACGAAACAAGAGGGUCUAACGUGGCUCCCUUGACAACGGCAGCCCCCCUUCAACCACCCUCCCCGUUAAACCCUCCUUUCUCCAAUUCUGGCCCCCUCCCUCACGAAAACAACAAUCCCCCCCCAUCCCCAUCAUCAAUUCGGUCUAUUCUCUUAGCUAUCCUGCUUUCGAUCCCCCCAAUUGCCCCUGCCACGAUGUUCUGCAACUGGGCGACCGUUGCAUCAACACCGAUCCGGGGCCUGGACGGGUCCCUACACAGUGGUCAGACGAUAAAGCCGCCCGUGCCGUUUUCUGGUCCGAAAACGUUUCCCCGCUAUUCUUCCCCACAAACCUCGAAUUCAAGUUUUACUGCUCCACCCCAGGAACGCUCCUUUUACUCCUUCUUUGGCAGGAUCAAGAAAGCUACCGAGGUCACGCCCGAGCAUCUUAACGCUCUUGGAGUUUUAGUGGAAUACGAUGUUCCGGUUGAGAGGCUUCUACCCGGUGAUGGGGCCGGCUUUAUUCCAGCUGACGAUGACAAGAUAUUUUCCGAGAGAAGGAGGGAAUUGCUCAUCCCGAACGAUGACGCGGUGGAGGCUCUUGCGAGAAAGAGGAAAGAUAUCAAACUAGGUCACAUGUAUAGGUUUUAUCAAGGAGUUGACUUGGUUAGAGCAUACUAUCCCACUGAGCCCCCUUCCGAUCCCCUAACACCCAUGUCAUCAGGUGACGAGGCCGGCAAGGGCGGUAAGAGGAAGGCGGAAGAAGUUGUGGAGGGCGGGGUAGAAAAGAGGGGCAAACCGGAGGAACGGUCUGCAACCGCUGCAAAUCCUCCUAGCGAGCCCCCGAAAACGGGCGAGGAUGAGGAUGAUGGGAGGUUUGCCAUGCCCGAGAAAUUCCGGGAAGAAAUCGUGAAAAACUUUAUUGAGCCCAUCUGCUGGGGGUACGGAGUGCGGAUCUAGUAUUAAACCCUCUUAACCACAAUAUGAAGUACGAAUAAUCGGGUUACGCUUGCUAAAUACCUGGGGAAAUCAAAGUCCACCCCGAGCACUCCCGAGAGUCGCACUUCAGAGAUCCCGAUUUCUUGUGCACAUGACCAACUACAUCUAUCUUACCCCCGCCCUUCCUGCCGAGGCUCGCUCCGGCCUUGUUGAAGGACCCGUCAUGGGCGUGCAGGUUCGGCACGAAUCCGAGUUUUUGAAGAAAUUGUCGAACGAUAGCAUGGAUGUUGACGGCGAGGAAGAAGUCGGGGACGUAAUCGGCAUUACCCGCGAGGUGGCUGCCGCGCUCAGUCUCGCGCAGGAUAGAAGGAAAGGGCCAAAAGAAGGCAAGCCGGAGGGCAAGACAGAAAAGAAAGUCCGGUUUAGAGCUGUCGGGAAGGAUGAUAAAUGGCGGGAUGAUGUAUAACCCCCAAUUGCCUCCUUGCAUCAGUGAGCUCAAUCGAUAUUAUAGAUCUUCCUCUUAACCUCCCUCCAUCACCACGUCUCCAUAUCCCGCAUCUCAGUAACCCAGCCGUAUCUGCGCUUCCUUGAAACUGGCCAGAUGCCCAACCUAAAUCACGAGUACUUCCGAACAGAGGAGGGAAACGAUUGGGAUAAGCUCAAGGUUCAGAAGACGAGGUUCUGGGAUUUGUUGGAUCCAGAGGAACGGGCUGAAGCUGGAAGGAACAUUUCUGGAGUUUUGGCAUGGUUGUCGAGGAAUGAGCCUAAGAGGUAAGCUGUCAAUGUUUGUCGGCUAGGUUAGUGAACACAUAGCCAGGCUUGUCAUUGCGUUCACUUUUGGUUGGUGCGUUGGUUUGGCUUGGGAAGAGGAGGAUCCAUGCGUAUGCCGACUUGUGGAUGGGCAUGAGGAUAUGGGAAUUUGGAUGGCGAUCUUGUAG
This is a messenger RNA of Tuber aestivum (summer truffle), 2232 nucleotides long. NCBI's taxonomy places the organism in Eukaryota, Fungi, Ascomycota, Pezizomycetes, Pezizales, Tuberaceae. The record is from the annotation of a GenBank genome assembly.